Stegastes partitus (bicolor damselfish) is the source of this 4729-nucleotide messenger RNA. Its product is annotated as fatty acyl-CoA reductase 1. Gene Ontology annotation, cellular component: peroxisome. Gene Ontology annotation, molecular function: alcohol-forming very long-chain fatty acyl-CoA reductase (NADP+) activity. Bases 181 to 1836 code for a protein of 551 amino acids. The transcript has 12 exons. Lineage: Eukaryota; Metazoa; Chordata; Actinopteri; Pomacentridae. Gene Ontology annotation, biological process: long-chain fatty-acyl-CoA metabolic process. The record is from RefSeq and is a predicted model, not a curated record.
CCGCUGUAGUCUGCAGACAGUCGGGCAGGCGGCUGCGCUGAACCGGGCUUUUCAGACGGUGGAAGUGAAGCAGCAGCCAGAGCCAGGGGCGGCCGGUGGGAGGAGGCAAAGACUCCGCAGCUGCUGCACCGCACAGCCUCUUUGACAGCCGCAAGAGGAAGGAGCCGGCAGCACCGACCCAUGUCUACGGAGUUGUCUGAAGCCCGAAACCUCGACGGGUCAGCGGAGCAGGCAACAGACGGACGGACCGGAGUGACGGACAUCGGUAGUGGCACAGCGGGCAGCAGCAUGGCGUCUGUGGCAGAGUACUACGCUGGCAAGAAUGUGCUGAUCACAGGAGCCACAGGCUUCAUGGGGAAAGUGCUGGUGGAGAAGCUGCUGAGGUCCUGUCCCGAGGUCAAAGCCCUCUACAUCCUGGUCAGGCCCAAAGCGGGCCAGUCGAUGCAGCAGAGGGUCAGCGACAUGAUGAAGUGCAAGCUUUUCGACCGAGUGAGGGAGGACAACCCCGACUUCCACCAGAAGAUCAUCCCAAUCAGCAGCGAGCUGAUGCAGCCCGGCCUGGCCAUCAGCCCAGAGGACGUGGAGAAGCUCACGGCCUGCAUCAACAUCGUCUUCCACUGCGCUGCCACCAUCCGCUUCGACGAACCGCUCAAACACGCCCUGCAGCUGAAUGUGAUCGCCACACAGCAGCUCCUCGGCCUGGCCCAGCAGAUGCACCACCUCGAGGCCUUCAUUCACAUCUCCACCGCCUAUGCAAACUGCAACCGCAAGCACAUCGAUGAGGUCAUCUACCCGCCGCCCGUCGAGCCCAAGAAACUCAUCGAGUCUCUUGAGUGGAUGGAUGACGGCAUUGUGCGGGACAUCACACCGCGGCUCAUCGGCGACAGGCCCAACACGUACACCUACACCAAAGCCCUGGCUGAGUACGUGGUGCAGCAGGAGCAAGACAAGCUCAACAUUGGCAUCAUCAGACCCUCCAUAGUGGGAGCCAGCUGGCAGGAGCCUUUUCCUGGUUGGAUCGACAACUUCAACGGGCCGAGCGGCGUCUUUAUAGCCGCGGGGAAAGGUAUCCUGCGCACCAUGAGAGCCAACAAUGAUGCCGUGGCUGAUCUGAUCCCCGUGGAUGUGGUCAUCAAUCUGACUCUGGCUGCUGGCUGGUACACUGCUGUACACAGACCUAAAACAGCUCUGGUGUACAACUGCACAACCGGCGGCAUCAACCCGUUCCACUGGGGGGAGAUCGAGCACCAUGUGAUGUCAUCCUUUAAGAGGAACCCCUUGGAGCAGGCUUUCCGCAGGCCCAACGCCAACAUCACCUCCAACUACCUGAUCAACCAGUACUGGAUCCUGGUCAGCCACAAGUUCCCCGCCCUCAUCUACGACCUCUUCCUGCGUCUCUCUGGGCAGAAGCCACAGAUGAUGCGCAUCUUCAAUCGUCUGCACAAGGCCAUCAGCCUGUUGGAGUAUUUCAGCAGCCAGGACUGGGAGUGGAACUCUGAGAACAUGAGCAUGCUGAUGAGCCAGCUCACCCCAGAGGACAGGAAGACAUUUAACUUCGAUGUGCGCCAGCUGAACUGGCCAGAGUACAUUGAGAAUUACUGCAUCGGCACCAAGAAGUACGUCCUGAACGAAGACAUGUCUGACAUUCCUGCUGCCAGGCAGCAUCUGAGGAAACUGAGGAACAUCCGCUACACCUUCAACACUCUGCUGGUCGUUUUCAUCUGGAGGGUGUUUAUCGCCCGCUCCCAGAUGGCCAGAAACAUCUGGUACUUUGUGGUCAGCCUCUGUUUCAAGUUCCUCUCCUACUUCCGCGCAUCCAGCACCUUAACCAACUGAGUCUUCCUCACCGCCUCAAGCCAGAGACAGCAGCCCCUCGCCUUCAGCUGUCAGCAGGAACCAAACAUCUGAGAAUCCAACAUCCACUGAGGAUGCUCCAAAUCCUUCUUAAUGUGGACAAGCAGGGCUCUCUACAGGUGGGGGCUGUGGUUGAGUGAAGCACUCAGAAGGAAGGGUAGGGGGGAAAAAAAAGAGGUCUACUAGCCAUGAAUUAUUUGUUUAGUUUGGAAAUCUGUCAUCAGUACCUGCACUGUUCAGUCACCAAACCCUGUCCAAAAAAAAAAAAGUGUUGUCAUUCAUUUUGUACCUACUGUUUUCUUCUCAAAGUGGCCAAUUAUAUAUGCAACAAUAAGCCUUUUGUGUGACUUCCAUUUUCCUUUCCACCCUCUUGAAUCUAGGUACAUUGCCUUGCCUUGUGAUGAUUUUUUUUCAUACUUGAAAUACGGCAGUGCGUCAGUGGAGGACAAUUUCUAUAAGAUUAUUUUCUGUUUUUUACUGUGGGGAUCUCCAGUUCCUCUCUUUAAUACGCAGGUGAUUUGGAUAUAUCUGUAUGUCUUGCGUUACGUGUAUCUACUGCCUUUUUAAGAUCACACACACACGAAACUCACUGGUGGUUAUCUGUCUCGAGGCCAAUCCACAGAUCAUUGAGACCAGUAUUACAGCGAAACUCUCACCACAGAUACCAAAACAUACAGAUCUGCCAUCUUUCCUGCUGUCGAGGUUGUCACUUAUUUAUGAUCACAAAUGAUAACGUCAGUACGUCUUUGAACAUAAACCGUGUUUGUUUGAAUGCUCAUCCACUUUUUGCCUGUUUGUACAGCAGUUUGUACUGAAACUAAGUUUACUACUUUUACAUCUUUAUACUUGCGUCAAAGGCUAGUACGAUUAUAUGUGGUAGACCUUGGCAGUGUAGUAUAUAUAAAUAAGAGUACAUCAGAGUGGAGUUUAUUUGUAUAGCCCAGUACAUAUUGUAAAAUGUUUCUCAACUGUUCCUAAACAAGAUUUUUAAGAAGAUAGCCCUUCACCAAAAUUUAUUAGGUAAAGACAUUUUGAAGAGGUCCUCCUCUCCUCUGACAGCUGGGGCUGAAAUAGGAGCCAUAGGUGGGAAAAACUAAAAAAUUAUAUUUGUUAGGAAUGCCAAAUGAAGGAUUAUGAUACAUAUAAUGAAGUCAAGCCAAAAUGUAAAGGUACAAGGAGUGUGUCCAGUUAAACUAGCCCGGUGUCAGUGAUUCACUUGUAUAGAAGUUCACAGCUUGGAGAAGGUGGAUUUGUGAAUUCAGAGGUCGAGUCAACUGAUUGAGAUUGAGGGGAUCUGGUCUUAUUUUGUGCCUCUCUGGUAUUGACAUUACAUUCGAUUCAGUGAUAACCAUCAGUUUCUCUGAAAAAUGUACGCUCAGUGAUGUUCUGCAAGCAGCUCAGACUUUCAGUAUCCUAGAACACUUUUUGAUCCAUCUAGAUGGGGAAAAAAAGUGCAAUUCUGUAUCUAAAUCCACAUAUAGAUAAAUGCCCACCAGCUGCAUUGAUAGGAAAUGGAGUCACACAUUUUUAAAAGCCUUUAAGGUUUUUAAAAAUACAGCAGAACAUGGUUACUGAGACUUGAACGUAAUGUUAAAACAUGAGAGGCACAUGUCUGACGAUAUUGAGUCCUUGAUGCUGGUCAGGUCACCCUCAAACACAAGAUUUUAAUCCCAAGGGACUCUGUGGUUGAAUAAAUUUUAAAGGCUUGUGAGGUUUGUUGGGAGAGGCACUUUAAAACCGUCCUUAGCGUGAAUCUGAAGCUGCUGCAGAGAAGCUAAGAUUGAUCAGUUUGUUAAAUGAUGUUGUAAACUGGGGUUGUAUCAUUGGAGUCGUCCGACCUUUGACUGUUAGUAAACGAGACGGAGCAGGGAUCAGUUAUCAUAGUUAAUUCAAAAAUAGAAUCUUGUCAUCUACGUUGGAGCGACAGUUCCAAUUGCAAAUGAUUCCACCGAACGAGAAAAUCAGUGGACCAAGUACAGAGCCAUGAGGGACGCCACACCUUACAGAAUGGAGGAACGGACUUCUGUUUUUUUUUUUUAACAAGACAAACUGACUAUUUGAUCCAGAUCCAGUUCAGCUUUAAAUCAGUGCGAGGUAAAGGACCCUCCUGGCAUUACAUCCUCGAUCCCAGUUUUGGAACAUCUGUAAAUAGGUGAACUUACACAUUAUUCUUAUAGACUACCAAAAACUUGUAUUUGACUGUUGAUUUCUUUUCCUUUUUUUUUUCUUUUUUUUCUUUUUUUUUGCUUGAGUGUCUUCACAGGACCACAGAGCUUCCCACAGAGUCUACCAAAAGUAUUAAGUGUGACAGGCAAGCCUGAUUUUUACUAAACAAAUGAGAAAACUGUGUACAGUAUUGUAUAUGUUGCAAGGUUUGACAGAAUAAAAAUAAAUAACAGUGAUGAGCCUUUAUGGGAGAAAAAGGGACAAAACUAAAUAAAUGUUUAUGCAAAGCCCAUGUCUGGUGUAACCAUGGUAACUAUCCUCUUAAUCGCAGAUGGGGAUAAUGAACCAAAACGUCUGCAUUCGUACAGAGCCUGCAUGAUGAAGCGGUUUCGUCAGAUUGUUUUCUAAGAGCUACAGGGCUACUUUAAUGGUGUCGUCAGUAUGAGGUUUCUUCUCUUCUGUGUGUCCGUUUGACAACAAAGUGCUCUCUUUGCUGUUUGCCGACCAAAUGCGGAGCACUGUUGGUACCAUGAACCGCGGUCUGGAGCUGCGACUGUUACUGUAUGUAACAAACAGCAACACAUAACCAGUGAUUUCAUCUUAUUCUUUCUGGUGUCAUUUGCAAAAUGUUUCACCACCUGUAUCCCCUGCUCUGACAACACUUCAAGUCUGCUUGGCAAAACUGAAAUAAACUAGAAGAGAAAAAGUG